AAGGGGUGCCGUGAGUCCUAAAAGGUUGAGAACAACUGGUUGAACUAAAUACAUUUUCCACCAACCCUUAUUUCUUGAUUAUGACAACAUCUGUGACUGUAAUUGCAAAUCUUUGACUUCACCAAUAGAUGAGAAAUUUCUGGGAUAUUUUCCGAGCUCUGAUUACCUGUAAAACACUAAUGCUGAAGUUUUUUUUGUAUUUUAGACCCUGCUUUAAGAGAAAAGCAUCAUGGAUAAAUAUGAAAUCAUUAAAAUGAUUGGGGAAGGAGCUUUUGGCAAAGUAUUUUUAGCAAAAGGAAAGGUUGAUAAUCAGAAGCGUGUUAUCAAAGUGAUCAGUUUAACAAAGAUGCCUACGAAAGAAAAAGAAGCAUCUCAGAAGGAAGUCAUUCUUCUGGCUAAGAUGAAGCACCCAAACAUAGUAACAUUCUACAGUUCUCUUCAAGAAAGGAGCAAUCUGUAUAUCAUCAUGGAAUAUUGUGAUGGAGGUGAUCUAAUGAAGAGGAUAAAUCUGCAGCAUGGAGUGCUGUUUGAUGAGGACCAGAUUCUGAGUUGGUUUGUGCAGGUCUCCUUAGGAUUGAAGCAUAUUCAUGACAGAAAGGUUUUACACCGAGAUGUAAAAGCACAGAACAUUUUUCUUAGCAAUAAUGGAAUGAUAGCAAAGCUUGGGGACUUUGGUAUAGCAAGAAUGCUGAACAACACCAUGGAGCUUGCCCGUACCUGUGUAGGGACACCCUAUUACCUAUCUCCUGAGAUCUGUGAGAAUCGACCAUAUAACAAUAAAACGGAUAUUUGGUCUCUUGGCUGUGUUCUCUAUGAGCUGUGCACUUUAAAGCAUCCUUUUGAAGGCAACAACAUACAUCAGCUGGUGCUGAAGAUCUGCCAAGGACAUUUUAUUCCUGUGUCUCCAAAGUAUUCAUAUGACCUGAGGAUCUUAAUUUCUCAGCUCUUUAAAAUAUCUCCAAUAGAUCGACCAUCUGUCAAUUCGAUAUUAAAGAAGCCCUUCUUGGGGAAGCUCAUUGUCAGAUAUUUACCCCCUGAGAUAAUACAAGAAGAAUUCAGCCACACUGUUAUACACAGAAAAAGACCUUCGGUAGCACAGCCGGUAUCCAAGCUGGUACAGGCUCCUAAACUUCAGAAAGUGAGAGUCGAGGAACACCUUUCUCCAAGAUCCAAGGUGGCGGCACCUGCCAAGAAACAAGAAUUAUUACAUCGAAAUGAAUGGAAACCUCCUUUGCGAGUUCAGCAGCCUCUUGUCCAGCAGUGGAGCCCCAGAUUUAAGAUGGCUCAAAGGCCAGAAGGAGCCAGAGUACAUGGACCUUACGGUCACUAUUAUGAUAAACUUGACAACUUGCAGCAGGAAGCUUAUGUACAAGAUGACUUUUCUCACUUCAGCCAGAGAGUUGAAGCAUAUUAUAAAGUAAAAGGACAAGUUCCACCCCCUCUGCCCCCUCCUGAGUGGGCUGGAGAAUAUCUUCAAAGACGGCUUGAAGCCCAACAGUACAAGAUGAAAGUGGAAAAACAAUUGGGGCUGCGACCAUCCUCUGCUGACAUACAUUACAACCAGAUUCAGAAGCAGGAAAGCAAAGAAGAAUGCCUCAAAGACCAUCAGCAGGACCUUGCUAGAAAAAACAAAUUGAAGGAACAGGAAUACCUUCAGCAGUUGCAGAAAAUUAGGCAACAAUACCACAAUGAUGUAAAGGAACUUCAGUGUAGAGCAGGAGCCCCGCAGGAGAAUCAAAAAAUACAAGACAAAACCUACCUUGUGAAAGAAGGUAAAGCUGGGAACCAGUCUGAUUCCAAAGAGACUCCUGUAAGAAGAGAAGAACCAGUCCAGGACCUUGAACAAAACUUGAAACAAAUCAGGCUACAGAACUGGCAAGAGAAAAGAGUCCUGGAAAAGAAGCAUAAAACAAAGGGAGGAGUAAAGUUUGAAAUUAAUUUAGAUGCAUGUGUUCCUGAGGAAGACACCAUGCAAAAAGAGGAACCAGAUAGACUUAAUGAGACUCUAACUUUUGAUGACAGUAAGAAUCUUAAGGAGAAACUGGUGAAUGUGUAUGAAGAGCACACAGACAGAGCUUUGGAAGAACUAUGUUGUCAGGAAACAGAUGCUGAUGUGGUAGAUAAUUUCCUGGAAAACAGAAAACAAUGGCAAGCUGAAGCCCCACAGACUGUUCUGAAUUUUUUAGCUGAUGCUGAUGUCACAUCUGUCUGCCCUACAAUGGAAGGAGAUGAACUUGCUGGACAGAUUAUUGUCAUGCCUGAAGAAACCCCAGAAAGCAGGAAGCAAUGGAAUCAAGAAGCACCAGGGACUCUACUGAAUAUAUUAGCAGCAGCAGAGCUGUCUGAGGACUCCUUUAUCCGGACUGAAGGGGAAUUUGAAAGACUAUUAACACCUUGGUUGCCAAAGGAGGAUAAGGAAGAUAACUCAGAAACAGGCUCUUCUAUUGAUGUUGAUGAAGACAGACUGCAGCCAAGAUCAGAUGAUGAUGACACUAACUUUGAAGAAUCAGAGGAUGAAUUAAGGGACGAGCUGGUGGAAUCCCUGGAAAAAGUAGUAACUUCACCAGCAGAGGAAGUUAAAGAAGUUCCAGUACAUUCAACAAAUGAAGACAAACCAGAAGAAAAAAAAAGCCUGGCAAGCGAAACACCUGGAAGCUCUGAUGAGGUUUUAGACAAUUACCCUGAUCCAUCUACUGCUACUGUGUAUAACAAAGAAGAUGGAGACAAGGCAGGAAUAAGCUAAAACAAAUGGACUCUUUUCAGGUGACAAAGACAAGAUGAGAGCCAUGGUCUCUGCAUAAGUGUCCUCAUUUUCUGCCAGAAAUCCUGUAAUAUUUCCU
Molecule: messenger RNA, 2840 nt
Organism: Gavialis gangeticus (Gharial)
Lineage: Eukaryota; Metazoa; Chordata; Crocodylia; Gavialidae
Gene: NEK5
Product: NIMA related kinase 5
Exons: 23
Coding region: 230-2743 (837 amino acids)
Biological process (GO): protein phosphorylation
Molecular function (GO): protein kinase activity; ATP binding
Source: RefSeq, a predicted model, not a curated record